CAAAAUUGUGUGUACUAGAAGACUAAAUUCGUUUUCUUUCUAUUUUUCAUCAAAAAUCAAAUUCUUGGCCUCAGUUUAACUAAUCGAAAAUGUCGAAUAUAAUACGCAAAAUUCUAAAACAGACCAAAGAUUUGACCAACUGGAAAUUUUUGAUCAAAAACAACUUUAAUUUGGCCAAUGUAAUGGGCAACAGUGUGGAUCUAAAGCUGGAGGAGCUGCGCUUGGAGCGCAACGAGCUGGAGGCACGCUCCAAGGCGCUAAUGCAGCGACAGCGUUGCGUAGAGUCUAUGUUAACAGAUAUGACGAGGAGUAUUAAGCAAAUGGAAUUCGACAUCGAUGUGAUGCAGAUGCAGAAGCCGGCAGAAAUCACGCCCCAGGAGCAGGCGAGCACAGAACCAGCUCAGCCAGUGAAACGUGAGCAAAAAAUAUAGAGAGCCCCAGAAAGCGA
Messenger RNA from Drosophila novamexicana, 448 nucleotides. RefSeq lists its product as uncharacterized. The coding region runs from base 90 to 431 and encodes 113 amino acids. The record is from RefSeq and is a predicted model, not a curated record. NCBI's taxonomy places the organism in Eukaryota, Metazoa, Arthropoda, Insecta, Diptera, Drosophilidae. The transcript is spliced from 3 exons.